AUGACUUUCAAAGGCAUGCUAAAAAUUGUAGUUAACGAUUUUAAAAAGCAACAUGAAGAGAAAAUGUUUUCUAUUGCUAACGAACUAAUGAAAACACGUCGCGAAUUAAAAGAUGUCAAAGAGCAACUUCGUGCUUUACAAUUAAAUCAGAGUACAUCAUCGCCUGAUAUAGCAAGUCUUGCCGGACCGACCAUAAGUCUCUUUGUGCAGUAUUACGAAUUUUUCAAUGAAUUAUGUGAUUUUCAGCAAACAAUGACAGUCAAUCAACUAUUAAUAAAACUCCGACAAAUCACAGGAAUACCCCAAUCUCAUCCGAUACGCAUUCGUGUGCUUAGUAAAGAUGGUUCAACAACAUUGUUUUAUCUUGAUAAAAAAUUUGAUCGUACAUUAGAAUCCUAUGAAGAUGAUUUAAAGCCACGAAUGAUUUUAAAAAUUGAAAAUGAUGAAGAAAGUGGUCUCGAGAAAAAGACCAACCGUUUCCAACGAGCGAAAAGUCUAAGUGAUCCUGGACGAACACAUUCAUAUGAAUCUGAUGUUUAA
Messenger RNA from Rotaria socialis, 540 nucleotides. NCBI's taxonomy places the organism in Eukaryota, Metazoa, Rotifera, Eurotatoria, Philodinida, Philodinidae. The record is from the annotation of a GenBank genome assembly.